Molecule: messenger RNA, 865 nt
Organism: Danio aesculapii
Lineage: Eukaryota; Metazoa; Chordata; Actinopteri; Cypriniformes; Danionidae
Exons: 3
Coding region: 248-556 (102 amino acids)
Cellular component (GO): extracellular exosome
Source: RefSeq, a predicted model, not a curated record
UUUAGUGGUCAGCUGAUAUGACAGUAGCAGGGACUCUGCGUGACACCACCGCGUGCGUUUGUAACUUUAAUCGAGAAGCCUUGUUUUGUUUGUGGCUGUUGCUAAAACUCUUUACUGCCGACUUCAUACACGCCAUAAAACUAGCAAAACAGUGAAAGACCGCAGAGGAAGUAACGUUACCAGGACUAUUUGCUGAAAAUAACCUAAUUUUUCAUUCAAAGGCCACCUCAAGAGGUGCAGUGUGUAGAUGAAUUACGAGCAGCCUCCUGCUUACAUGGGGCCUGGUCCUGCUCCAGGAUACCCACCUCAGGGAUACCCACCACAGGGCUACCCACAACAGGGCUACCCAAACUACCCUCCUGGACCCUCCGGCCCCUAUCCAGCCCAGCCAGGAUACCAGGGAUACCCACAACCACAACCAGGACCUCCUACUAACACUGUGUUUGUUGUGGAGCAGAACAGGCGGGAUCAUCAUCAUCAUUCUGAAGAGAAGGCUUGUCUAGCCACAUGUUGGGCAGCUUUGUGUUGCUGUUGUCUUUGUGAGAUGUGCUUUUGAGUACUGAAAGUUAAUGAACCAAAAGCAAUGUUUGUCUUAAGCACCUCUUUAUAUUCCUUCAAUGCGAGAAAAGACUUCCUACACGCAUUGAUCUUUUUGCAUUGACUCAUUAAACAGUGAUGUUGUUGUUGUUGUUGUUUUAUUUGUUGUUUAACAGUUAUGCAAAUGUCAUCUUUAUUAAUGAAUGCAAAAACUGAAUGUCUGGUUGGGUCAAGAAUAGAUUUGAUAAUCAAAGUGACUUCCAAUCUGUGAAUGUUUGGUCUGUCUUAAUGCAAGGAAUUUUUCUAAUAAUAAAAACAAUGGAAAUAA